Ochotona princeps (American pika) is the source of this 6883-nucleotide messenger RNA. It is a transcript of the gene PCM1, whose product is annotated as pericentriolar material 1. Lineage: Eukaryota; Metazoa; Chordata; Mammalia; Lagomorpha; Ochotonidae. The transcript has 39 exons. Bases 417 to 6566 code for a protein of 2049 amino acids. Gene Ontology annotation, cellular component: centriole; centriolar satellite; centrosome. The record is from RefSeq and is a predicted model, not a curated record. Gene Ontology annotation, biological process: protein localization to centrosome; intraciliary transport involved in cilium assembly; microtubule anchoring at centrosome.
GGGCUAAAGAGCCAGAAGUGACAUCCCAGACUUGGGCGGGUCACAUGACUCCUCCAGUCUAGCGCGUUGGCCGAGGUCGCGCUGCGGCUCCGGGCCCGGGCGAGUUCUCGCCCCCACGCGGCCGUUGCUGAGGAGACGCGCAUGUCUCCCGGCGCGUUGCCCCCCUCUGCAGUUCUCCCCGCCCCUCUUCUCCCACCACAAUGAGAUCCUAAGAUGGCGGUGGCUGCGGCGGUUGGUGCCCAGUAGCUAAGGUAGAGAAGGCGGCCAUUGCGCCUAAGGCAGCCAGGGAACUUUUGGGACCUUCCCGCUGCGGCCUCUAAGGGACAGCCGGUGCCAGUGGCAGGUCGUGGGGGCUGACCGCCACUCCGUCCUUGGCAGGAGAAGCUGCUCCGUUACAGAAAUUUGUGAAAGCUAAUAUGGCCACAGGAGGAGGCCCUUUUGAAGAAGGUAUGGAUGAUCAGGAUUUACCCAACUGGAGCAGUGAGAGUGUUGAUGAUCGACUCAACAACAUGGAUUGGGGUGGCCAACAGAAGAAGGCAAAUAGAUCAUCAGAAAAGAAUAAGAAAAAGUUUGCUGUAGACAGUGAUAAAAGGGUAACUAAUGAUAUUUCUCCGGAGUCGUCACCAGGAGUUGGAAGGCGAAGAACAAAGACUCCACAUACGUUUCCACACAGUAGAUACAUGACUCAGAUGUCUGCCCCAGAGCAGGCCGAAUUAGAGAAGCUUAAACAGCGGAUAAACUUCAGUGAUUUAGAUCAGAGAAGCAUUGGAAGUGAUUCUCAAGGUAGAGCAACAGCUGCGAACAACAAACGUCAGCUUGGUGAAAACCGGAAGCCCUUCAACUUUUUGCCUAUGCAGAUUAAUACUAACAAGAGCAAAGAUGCUGUUACAAGUCCGCAAAAGAGAGAAACAGUUGGAUCAGCACAAUGUAAAGAAUUGUUUGCUUCUGCUUUAAGUAAUGACCUUUUUCAAACUUGUCAAGUCUCUGAAGAAGAUGGGCGAGGAGAACCUGCAAUGGACAGCAGCCAGAUUGUGAGCAGACUUAUUCAAAUCCGUGACUAUAUUACUAAAGCUAGUUCCAUGCGGGAAGAUCUUGUGGAGAAAAAUGAAAGAUCUGCUAAUGUUGAACGCCUUACUCAUCUGAUAGAUCACCUUAAAGAACAGGAAAAGUCAUAUAUGAAAUUUCUCCAAAAAAUCCUGGCCAGAGAUCCUCACCUGGAACCUAUAGAAGAGAUAGAAAAUUUGAAAAAACAGCAUGAUUUAUUAAAAAGGAUGUUACAGCAGCAGGAACAACUGAGAGCUCUGCAGGGACGACAGGCUGCUCUUCUAGCUCUGCAGCAUAAAGCAGAGCAGGCCAUUGCUGUGAUGGACGAUUCUGUUGUUGCAGAAACUACAGGUAGUUUAUCUGGAGUCAGUAUCACGUCUGAGCUAAAUGAAGAAUUGAAUGAUUUAAUUCAACGUUUUCAUAAUCAGCUUCGUGAUGGUCAGCCUCCAGCUGUUCCGGACAACAGACGACAAGCAGAAAGUCUGUCAUUAACUAGAGAAGUUUCCCAAAGCAGGAAUCCAUCCGUUUCAGAACAUUUACCGGAGGAGAAGGUCCAACUUUUUAGCAAAAUGAGAGUGCUACAGGAAAAAAAACAAAAGAUGGACAAAUUGCUUGGAGAACUUCAUACACUUCGAGAUCAGCAUCUAAACAAUUCAUCAUUUGUGCCUUCUUCAGCAUCUCAAAGGAACGGGGACCAGAGAGGUACAACUUCGGCUUGCUCAGCUCCUGCAGGCUUAGCACCGGUUGUCAAUGGAGAAUCCAAUAGUCUUACACCAUCUGUUCCUUAUCCUGCUGCUUCUCUGGUUUCUCAAAAUGAGAGUGAAAACGAUGGCCAUCUAAAUCCAACGGAAAAACUCCAGAAGUUAAAUGAAGUUCGAAAGAGAUUGAAUGAGCUAAGAGAAUUAGUUCAUUAUUAUGAACAAACAUCAGAUAUGAUGACAGAUGCUGUAAACGAAAACACAAAAGACGAAGAAACUGAAGAAUCAGAAUAUGAUUCUGAGCAUGAAAAUUCAGAACCUGUUACUAACAUUCGAAAUUCACAGGUAGCUGCUACCUGGAAUGAAGUGAGCAGCAACAGUAAUGUACAAUGUGUUUCUAAUAAUAGAGAUGGGAGGUCAGUUAAUUCUAAUUGUGAAAUUAACAACAGAUCUGCUGCCAACAUAAGGACGAUAAACAUGCCUCCUCCUUUAGCAGACUGUAGAUAUAAUAGAGAACAGGGGAUGCAUGUUGUACAAGGUGAAGAUGAUGACGAAGAGGAGGAGGAAGCGGAAGAGGAGGGAGCUAGUGGAGCUUCAUUAUCUAGUCACAGGAGCAGUCUGGUUGAUGAGCCUCCAGAAGAUGCUGAAUUUGAGCAGAAGAUCAAUAGACUUAUGGCUGCAAAACAGAAACUUAGGCAGUUACAAGAUCUCGUUGCUAUGGUACAGGAGGAUGAAGCAGCUCAAGGAGUUAUCUCUGCCAAUACUUCAAAUGUGGAUGACUUUUACCCCGCAGAAGAAGACACCAAGCACAAUUCCAAUAACACCAGAGGAAAUGCCAACAACACACAGAAAGAUGCUGGAGCAAAUGAAAAGGCCAGAGAGAAAUUUUAUGAGGCUAAACUGCAGCAGCAACAGAGAGAACUAAAGCAGUUGCAGGAAGAAAGAAAGAAACUCAUUGAGAUUCAAGAAAAAAUUCAAGCACUACAAAAGGCAUGUCCUGACCUACAGCUGUCAGCUUCUAGUGUGGGUAAUUGCCCCACAAAAAAAUACAUGCCAACUGUUACUUCAACACCAAUUGUUAAUGAAAAUGAGACCAGUAUAAACAAAUCUGGCUUUGAGGCUGAAGAUGCUUCAGUAGGAGAUAAUGAGUUGUGGUCAGAAAUGCGAAGACAUGAAAUGUUAAGGGAAGAGCUGCGGCAGAGAAGAAAACAGCUUGAAGCUCUGAUGGCUGAGCAUCAGAGGAGGCAAGGUCUAGCUGAAACCACAUCUCCAGUGGCUGUGUCAUUGAGAAGUGAUGGAUCGGAGAAUGUGUGUACUCCUCAGCAAAGUAGAACAGAGAAAACAAUGGCAACUUGGGGAGGUUCCACCCAGUGUGCACUAGAUGAAGAAGGGGAGGAAGAUGGAUACCUUUCUGAAGCAGUUGUUCGGACAGAUGAAGAGGAGGAGGAGGAAGAACAAGAUGCCAGUUCCAACGAUAACUUUACUGUGUAUCCUCCCAAUAGUGUCAACCGUAAUUCCUAUAAUGUAAAGGAACCUAAAAAUAGAUGGAAGAACAGUCGGCCCUUUUCAGCAGAUGGAAAUUAUCGUCCUUUAGCCAAGACACGGCAACAGAAUAUCAGCACGCAGCGGCAAGAGAAUCUCCGCUGGGUGUCAGAGCUGUCUUAUGUGGAAGAGAAAGAACAGUGGCAAGAACAAAUUAAUCAGCUGAAAAAACAGCUCGAGUUCAGUGUCAAUAUUUGUCAGACUUUGAUGCAAGACCAGCAGACUCUGUCUUGUCUGCUACAAACUCUUCUGACAGGUCCUUACAGUGUAAUGCCCAGUAAUGUUGCUUCUCCUCAAGUACACCUUAUAAUGCACCAGUUAAACCAGUGCUAUACUCAGCUAACAUGGCAGCAGAAUAAUGUUCAGAGGUUAAAACAAAUGUUAAACGAGCUUAUGCACCAGCAGAAUCAGCACGCAGAGAAGCGAGGAAGCAAAGACGGAGGCAGCAGUGUACCACAUCCUCCUUCUCCCAGCUUAUUUUGUCCUUUUAGUUUUCCAGCACAGCCUGUAAAUCUAUUUAAUUUACCCGGGUUUACCAACUUUCCAUCGUUUACACCAGGUAUGAAUUUCAGUCCAUUAUUUCCUUCUAAUUUUGGAGAUUUCCCGCAGAAUAUUUCUACACCUGCCCAACAGCAGCAGCCGUUAGCCCAGAAUCCUUCAGGGAAAACAGAGUAUAUGGCUUUUCCAAAACCUUUUGAAAGCAGCUCUUCAGUUGGAGCAGAAAAACAAAGGAGUCAAAAGCAGUCAGAAGAAGAAAUGGAAAACAGUAGGACACCAUGGUUGUGUGAUCAAGAAAGGGAAGUAGAGAAACCAUUUGUUAAGACUGGAUUUGCAGUGCCUGUAGAAAAAGCUACAAAUAGUAACCGCAAAAGUCAAUUAGAUACAAGCAGGAGAAGACACCAGUUUGAUGAAGAGUCAUUGGAAAGCUUUAGCAGCAUGCCUGACCCAGUAGAUCCAACAACAGUAACCAAGACUUUCAAAACGAGAAAAGCGUCUGCACAGGCCAGCCUAGCAUCUAAAGAUAGAACUCCCAAGUCAAAGAGUAAGAAGAGGAAUUCUGCUCAGCUCAAAAGCAGAGCUAAAAAUAUUGGGUAUGAAAGUGCCAGUAUGUCUAGCACAUGUGAACCUUGCAAAAAUAGGAACAGACAUUCAGCCCAGACUGAAGAGCCUGUUCACGCCAAAGUAUUCAGCAGAAAGAAUCAUGAGCAGCUGGAAAAAAUAAUAAAAUAUAGUAGGUCUGCAGAAAUAUCUUCAGCACAUGCUAGGAGAGUACUACAGCAGUGUAACAGAAAUGCAUGCAGUGAAGUGCCAGAAACUGGCAGCGAUUUUUCCAUGUUUGAAGCUUUACGGGAUACCAUUUAUUCUGAAGUAGCUACAUUAAUUUCUCAAAAUGAAUCUCGGCCACAUUUUCUUAUUGAACUUUUCCAUGAGCUUCAACUGCUUAAUACAGACUACUUGAGACAGAGGGCUUUAUAUGCACUGCAGGACAUAUUAUCCAGACAUGUUUCUGCGAGCCAUGAAAAAGAAGGGGGAAAUGUCAAGUCGGUGAACUCUGGCACUUGGAUAGCAUCCAACUCAGAACUGACGCCCAGUGAAAGCCUUGCCACUACUGAUGAUGAAACUUUUGAGAAGAAUUUUGAAAGAGAAACACAUAAAAUAAGUGAGCAAAACGAUGCUGAUAAUGCUAGUGUCAUUUCUGUAUCUUCAAAUUUUGAACCUUUUGCAACAGAUGAUCUAGGUAACACUGUGAUUCACUUAGAUCAAGCAUUAGCCAGAAUGAGAGAAUACGAGCGUGUAAAGACUGAAGUUGAAAGUAACUCAGAUGUGAGAUGCCCCUGCAGGAUUGAGGAUGAAGAUGGGGCUGUUGCCACUAACACAGUUAGUAAUCUAGAAGAGACUCCCAAUGUUGAGAAUCAUAGUUCACAGCAGCCUGUGAGUGAUGUUUCAGCCAUCCCAUGUCCUAGAAUUGAUACUCAACAGCUGGAUCGACAAAUUAAAGCAAUUAUGAAAGAAGUCAUUCCUUUUUUGAAGGAACACAUGGAUGAAGUAUGCUCUUCUCAACUUCUUACUUCAGUAAGACGCAUGGUUUUGACCCUUACCCAGCAAAAUGAUGAGAGCAAGGAGUUUGUAAAGUUUUUUCAUAAGCAGCUUGGAAGCAUAUUACAGGAUUCACUUGCAAAAUUUGCUGGCAGAAAACUGAAAGACUGUGGAGAAGAUCUUCUUGUAGAGAUAUCUGAAGUGUUAUUUAAUGAGUUAGCUUUCUUUAAACUCAUGCAAGAUUUGGACAAUAAUAGUAUAAGUGUUAAACAGAGAUGCAAAAGGAAAAUAGAAGCAGCUGAAGUGAUACAGUCUUAUGCCAAAGAGGCCAAAAGGAUUCUUGAAGGAGAACAUGGGUUGCCUGCUGGAGAAAUUGAUGAUGAAGAUAAAGAUAAGGAUGAGACUGAAACAGUAAAGCCACCUCAGACAUCUGAGUUGUAUGGUGAUGAAGGUCCCCAAAAUGUAAGGUCUGAUGUUUCUGAUCAAGACGACGACGAAGAAGGUGAAGGCUGCCCAGUGUCCAUCAAUUUGUCUAAAGCUGAAACUCAAGCUUUAACUAAUUAUGGAAGUGGAGAAGAUGAAAAUGAGGACGAAGUGGAAGAAUUUGAAGAGAGCCCUGUGGAUGUCCAGACUUCGCUCCAGGCCAACACUGACGCUGCAGAAGAGAGUGAACAUGGCUCUCAGGUUCUACAAAAUGACUUUGAAAAAACAGAGAGCACAGAUGUCCCAUCAGAACAAGAAACUUCUAAUAAAGAUGACCAAGAUAGCUCUCUUGUGAAACCCUGUUACCUCAACAUCUUGGAAAAUGAGCAACCUUUGCAUAGUGCCGCUCCUCAGGACCCACCACCUACUGUUGAUUCAUCACAACAGCCCAGUCCUUUGCCCUUACCUUUGACUGAAAUGGAAACCCUGGGGCCUCGAGUCAAAGAAACGAAAUCUGCUCAGGAAACUCCUGAGAGCUCUCUUGCUGGAAGUCCUGAUACUGAAUCCCCCGUGUUAGUGAAUGACUACGAAGCAGAAUCUGGUAACAUAAGUCAGAAGUCUGAUGAAGAAGACUUUGUGAAAGUUGAGGAUUUACCACUUAAACUGACAAUCUAUUCAGAGGCAGAUCUAAGGAAAAAAAUGGUAGAAGAAGAACAGAAGCACCAUUUACCUGGUGAAAUAUGUGAAAUGCACACUGAAGAGUUAGCUGGAAGUUCUCAGAUGCUCAAAGAACCAGAAACAGUGGGAGCCCAAAGCAUAUGAAGGGUCUUCAGAGGCUCAUCAAGCUCCUGUCUUUAUAUAGUGCAUAUAUGAAAAUGACACUAAAUAAACAUCUGCUUUGAUCUGUAUAAAAUGUAAAUUAGUUUGACACUGCAUUUUUGAUAGGUGUGCUAAUUUCUGCCCAUGGCAGUUUUAAAACAUUAGAAGCUGAAUUCUGAACAGAUUCAAAUUUUGAUUCACUGUGGGUUUUUUUUUCCUGUUUCUUUUUUAGUCUUGCUUUUAUCCCCCCAUUGUGAUGUUUGAUAACAUUAAAUUUAAGAUGUAGUUUUAAAUAAAGUUUGGACUUAACUGUAAAGUAC